This is a messenger RNA of Onychostoma macrolepis, 1940 nucleotides long. RefSeq names its product ubiquitin B (gene ubb). The record is from RefSeq and is a predicted model, not a curated record. NCBI's taxonomy places the organism in Eukaryota, Metazoa, Chordata, Actinopteri, Cypriniformes, Cyprinidae. The transcript is spliced from 2 exons. Gene Ontology annotation, biological process: protein ubiquitination; modification-dependent protein catabolic process. Gene Ontology annotation, molecular function: ubiquitin protein ligase binding; protein tag activity. Gene Ontology annotation, cellular component: cytoplasm; nucleus. Bases 150 to 1757 code for a protein of 535 amino acids.
GGAUCUUGUCAUGUGACGUACCAUAAACGUCACUCCCCUGGGUUUGUAUAAAUACAGUAGCGCUCACAUUCAACAGCAGAUUUUUCUACGGAGAAGAAGAUACGUACAUUUUCAGAAGAAAUAUCAUAGUCUACAAGCUUUUCUAAAAGAUGCAGAUCUUUGUCAAAACCCUCACUGGUAAGACCAUCACCCUUGAGGUUGAGCCAAGCGACACCAUUGAGAACGUCAAGGCAAAGAUCCAGGAUAAAGAAGGCAUUCCCCCUGACCAGCAGAGGCUGAUCUUUGCUGGCAAACAGCUAGAAGAUGGUCGCACACUGUCUGACUACAACAUCCAGAAAGAGUCCACCUUGCAUCUGGUGCUGCGUCUCAGGGGAGGCAUGCAGAUCUUCGUCAAGACCUUGACAGGCAAGACCAUCACCCUUGAGGUUGAGCCAAGCGACACCAUUGAGAACGUCAAGGCAAAGAUCCAGGAUAAAGAAGGCAUUCCCCCUGACCAGCAGAGGCUGAUCUUUGCUGGCAAACAGCUAGAAGAUGGUCGCACACUGUCUGACUACAACAUCCAGAAAGAGUCCACCUUGCAUCUGGUGCUGCGUCUCAGGGGAGGCAUGCAGAUCUUCGUCAAGACCUUGACAGGCAAGACCAUCACCCUUGAGGUUGAGCCAAGCGACACCAUUGAGAACGUCAAGGCAAAGAUCCAGGAUAAAGAAGGCAUUCCCCCUGACCAGCAGAGGCUGAUCUUUGCUGGCAAACAGCUAGAAGAUGGUCGCACACUGUCUGACUACAACAUCCAGAAAGAGUCCACCUUGCAUCUGGUGCUGCGUCUCAGGGGAGGCAUGCAGAUCUUCGUCAAGACCUUGACAGGCAAGACCAUCACCCUUGAGGUUGAGCCAAGCGACACCAUUGAGAACGUCAAGGCAAAGAUCCAGGAUAAAGAAGGCAUUCCCCCUGACCAGCAGAGGCUGAUCUUUGCUGGCAAACAGCUAGAAGAUGGUCGCACACUGUCUGACUACAACAUCCAGAAAGAGUCCACCUUGCAUCUGGUGCUGCGUCUCAGGGGAGGCAUGCAGAUCUUCGUCAAGACCUUGACAGGCAAGACCAUCACCCUUGAGGUUGAGCCAAGCGACACCAUUGAGAACGUCAAGGCAAAGAUCCAGGAUAAAGAAGGCAUUCCCCCUGACCAGCAGAGGCUGAUCUUUGCUGGCAAACAGCUAGAAGAUGGUCGCACACUGUCUGACUACAACAUCCAGAAAGAGUCCACCUUGCAUCUGGUGCUGCGUCUCAGGGGAGGCAUGCAGAUCUUCGUCAAGACCUUGACAGGCAAGACCAUCACCCUUGAGGUUGAGCCAAGCGACACCAUUGAGAACGUCAAGGCAAAGAUCCAGGAUAAAGAAGGCAUUCCCCCUGACCAGCAGAGGCUGAUCUUUGCUGGCAAACAGCUAGAAGAUGGUCGCACACUGUCUGACUACAACAUCCAGAAAGAGUCCACCUUGCAUCUGGUGCUGCGUCUCAGGGGAGGCAUGCAGAUCUUCGUCAAGACCCUCACUGGCAAGACCAUCACCCUUGAGGUUGAGCCAAGCGACACCAUUGAGAACGUCAAGGCAAAGAUCCAGGAUAAAGAAGGCAUUCCCCCUGACCAGCAGAGGCUGAUCUUUGCUGGCAAACAGCUAGAAGAUGGUCGCACACUGUCUGACUACAACAUCCAGAAAGAGUCCACCUUGCAUCUGGUGCUGCGUCUCAGGGGAGGUUCAGAUAUUUAAACUGACAAUCUCAAAAAUGGACAUUUAAUUCCUUCAGUAUCCCCUGUUCAUGCACUCACCACUUUUGUCCCCUCUUCUCUCCAUACUUUAUUACUGAAUCCAGUUACAUUUUAUUACAAUUUUUUUUUUUUUCCACCUGUUUUUUUUAUGUUCAAAAUGUCAAAAUAAAAGCAUUGAAAUGUA